UCAGUGUCCCAGGUGUUUCUUUCUCACUCACAGAACUGCGCUUCCUGGUGCACGCGAACCCUCGCGAGCGCGCGCGCCCACGCAGAGCCUGCCCGGCUCCAGCAGCCGCGGCUGCGGGGGUGUUUCCAAGCACUGAUGACUCAAGCUUGAGAACACGCUGUUAAAGCACAGCUCCGCGUUUUGUUGUUGUUGCUGACUUCUCAGAGAAGCAGGGGCAGAGACGUGCAGAGCGCCGUCCUACCUGCUGAGAGCACAAAGGGAACAAAAGCUGUCACAAAACCUUACAGCCAGGAGAAAUGCCUUUGUAAUUUUAGAAGCAGAAUUGUGGUGGAAACGAGAUGUUGUAUAAGUGCUCCUCAGCGGUGCUGCAAGCCUAAUGCUUCAGCCAUCCCUGCGGGAUGAGGUUGGGCUGCAAUUUGAAAUAUGAGAGACCCAGCUCCCACUGUGUGCAGUAAAAGGUAGAAAGUGAAGUGGGAGCAGCAGCUGGGAGGCACAAGCUGCAAAGGUGACUUGGCAGGGGACAGGUGACCUGGCAGGGGACAGCGGGCGCUCUGCUCUGGGGGUGCAGGGGCAGACUGGGCCUUCCAGCUGGGUGAGCACAGCAGCGUCGGUGCUUUUGCCAUGGCGUGGGUUGUGGAGGAGUUAUUGCUAAUUGCUGCACAAGGGAAAGGCACUUGGUGCCUUCUGGAAUGCUGUUUUGUUAGGAUUGUGUCUGUGUUUUCCGAAGCUGCUCUCUAGGACUGUCACAAUGAAGGUCUGUCCUCCCUCGACGGUGAUGUUAGUGGCACAGCAAGUCAUCUCCAGCCCAAAUUUGCCCCCUCACCUCACAAGAGAUGAGGGCAAGUGGGAAUCUGAAGCGAUCCCUGACUCAGUUUCCCUGUUACCCAGCCAAGAUGUGACCCUGCAGCCUAUUCCUCAGCCCAGCUCCUGCACAGCUCCGUCUGUGCCCAGCGUCCAUGCCCGCUCUGCUCUUCUGCAGGGCUCUUGCUGGAGGAGCUCGCAGACUUUUAUCACCAUGUCUGGUCCAGGCCCGUCGCCCGGGGUGGCUGUUUGCCCAUCAUGAACAGGGGAACCUUCUGCAUCUCUCCAGAAAUGGCUGUGCAUUUUUGGGGUGCAGGACAGCAACCUGCCUGCCACAUCUUAGCAGUGCCAGAGCUGCUCAGCAAUCAGAAAAGCUGAAAUGUGGUGUAGACCAGGAACCUGAGAUGCUGACAAGUGCAUCAGCCCUGAGCAUCACCCAAGGCAGCCUGUGCUGAGGUGGGAGGGCAGCACCCGUGACCCCACCACUGCUCACCCCAUCCCCCCUCUAGCCCUGGUUUGCUGGUGGGAGUGCGGAAAGCAGAGCCUGGACAAGCUAUCAGGUUCCGACGUACUCUCACCCUGCGCUCUGCAGCGUGCUCCCGGUCCUACGUGAUGCCGAGGUGCAUCGCACUAGAAAGCGAGUUCGUUUUGGGGCUGGGAGGAAGGCAGUGCUGUAGGUUGCUGCUGGGACCUUGCCAGAUACUUGAGGCUUGGUAUGGUAUUUAUUAAACCUAAUCACAUCCAAAUAAAAGAGAGGCUUUGCCACCAGCCCUUUUCCUGUGUGCUGAAACGUUCCUUGUGCUGUCCCUGUUAAUCUAUAGAAAUCCUCUGGGCUCUGGCCUUUGCAGUCUCUUUCCUUGAACUGCCUUCAUUACAGUCAUGUUACGCCUGAUGCAAUUUAUACUUUUUAAUAUUAAAGAACCUGAACCACUGGAUUGUGGCUCAAUAGAACAGGAAAGGAGAACGUUAGACCAGCUCAACAGAUAGCUCUGUGUCUGCUGUUAGAUAUGGAUCUCGUUAGCAGCCUGUGAUCUCAUGCAAGCAUGCCUCCAGGAGAACCAAGGUGAAACGCCGGGGAUGUGACCCUGGUGACAAGCCCAAGACCAGCACAGGAGGCAGCUGCCCGCCGACUGGCUCUUGCCUUGGGGCUCUGGCUGCUGCAGGAGUGGACAUGGGCUGGGGCGAGGAGAGCGGCUGUCGGCGUGCCCAGAACCUCAGGGCGGCUCUCAAAGAGACCCCGGAGGCUUGUGAAGAAUAUGGAACUGCUGAGCAGGAUCUCAGGAGCCCCGAGGGCAGGUUGGGCACAGGGCCCUGCACCCUGACCCACUGAGAUCACCAGCAGACGGGGAAGCACCCUGUGGCACCUUGUGUGUGGAUAUCAGGUGGACGGAUGCCCAGCCACAGGCCAGCUCCAGGACAGGCCAGGACUGACGCUCUGCGGAAAGGUUUGCUACGCCAUUGGGGGCAUUCCCUACCAGAUGACAGGCAACGCGCUUGGGUUUUUCUUCCAAAUCUUCCUGUUGGAUGUUGUGCAGCUGGAGCCAAUCCAUGCCUCUUUGAUCCUUUUCCUUGGAAGAGCCUGGGAUGCGGUUACUGACCCUGCUAUCGGCUUCCUGGUCAGCAAGAGCCCAAGGAGAAAAUAUGGCAAGCUGGUCCCAUGGAUCGCAGGCUCCAUGCCGUUCGGGGUGCUCUGCUACUGCCUGAUGUGGUCCACGCUCUCGGAUGCCACCCCUGCCUCCCUGAAAUUCCUGUGGUACCUGUUCAUGUACAGCUUCUUCCAGACUUGCAUGACUGUAAGGAACACGGUGCCUGAGGCUCUGUCUGACACAUCAUCCUGUACUUGUCACCAUGUGCCGUACUCAUCCCUGACAAUGUUCCUGGGAGGAACCCAGAGAGACCGUGACUCAGCCACUGCCUACAGAAUGGGAAUGGAGGUGUUCAGCACGCUCCUCGGGUCAGGAAUCCAGGGGCAGAUUGUGGGCAGUUACCAUGCCCGCAUGAUGAACGGCUGUUCCGUGUCCAACAAGACCCUGCACAACACCAGCACCCACAGCCUCACGGACUCUCUGGAGAACAUGCGUAGGGCCUACAUAUUGGCAUCCCUGGUCCUAGGCUCGAUCUAUUGCCUGUCCUGCCUGAUUCUCAUCUUUGGAGUCAGGGAGCAGCCUGGGCCCCUCAGCCCCCUGGGGAAGGUUGAGCUGCCCUUCACCAGCUGCCUGAGGAUGAUGGUGGGACACAAGCCCUACACUCAGCUGUUGUCUGGCUUCCUCUUUGCGUCCCUGGCCUUCCAGAUCGCACAGGGGAUCUUUGCCUUCUUCUGUACUCACGCCGCAGGGCUGGCAGGGAAGUUCCAGCAUUUAGUGCUUAUCAUGUUGGUCACAGCUUCCCUCUCUAUUCCCUUUUGGCAGUGGUUUUUGGGGAGAUUUGGAAAGAAAACAGCAGCGUCACUGGGCCUGGCGCUGAUCAUCCCAGCCCUGGUGGCCGUCACCCAGGUGACACGCAACUUCCUGGCCUUCAUCUUCCCGGUGAUGGUGGCAGGCUGCAGCAUGGCCGUGCUCUACCUUCUACCGUGGUCCAUGCUUCCUGAUGCGGUGGAUGACUUCAUGCUAAGGAACCCUGGCUGCCCCAACCUGGAGGCUCUCUUCUACUCCUUUUAUGUCUUCUUCAACAAGUUUGCAGGUGGCCUGGCCGUGGGGAUAUCGACGCUGAGUUUGCAUUUUGCAGGUUACCAUGCUGGAGACUGCACCUACAACCCCUCCAUCGUCCUCACCCUGCAGCUUCUCAUGGCCCCCAUCCCAAUAAGCCUCCUGCUCAUUGCCAUAAUCAUCUUCUGCCUCCAUCCUAUCAACGAGGAAAGGAGGAAGCAGAUGAAAAUGGAGCUGGAGGCAAUGGGGCACCAGCUACAGCGCGGCAACCAAGAAUAAACACGGGGCCGAAGCGGGAUGUUCCUUGGGAUCGCCUGACUGAGCCCGUGGUCAGGUGUUGGGAUGCGCUGCCCUCUGCCACAGUGCUGCUUUCAGCCUCACUGCCUGCGGAUUUAUGAACAAACAAGCGCCUUUGAGCAUCGAGGAAACGCUCUGAUUGCUGAGAGUUUGGAGUCCGGAAGAAAGCAUGAAUUAUCUCCACAGACACAAGCUCUUUGGGACAGGAUCUGACCCUGUGCAGAGCAGGGAGCUGCUGCCGUGCUCGCUAGCCCCGCUGCUGCCCGGGGUCCUGCGUCUUGAUAUCAAAUAACGUCCUGUUUAUUAUUUACACUAUUAAAUAUGAAUGGUGGUUGCGCUUU
Columba livia (rock pigeon) is the source of this 4084-nucleotide messenger RNA. RefSeq names its product sodium-dependent lysophosphatidylcholine symporter 1. Gene Ontology annotation, biological process: carbohydrate transport. The coding region runs from base 2280 to 3725 and encodes 481 amino acids. Lineage: Eukaryota; Metazoa; Chordata; Aves; Columbiformes; Columbidae. The record is from RefSeq and is a predicted model, not a curated record. The transcript is spliced from 15 exons. Gene Ontology annotation, cellular component: plasma membrane. Gene Ontology annotation, molecular function: symporter activity.